UGAAAUUAUCGACAAAACGACGUCGAAAAAUGGAGAUUCUGAAAGCUGAAACGACACGUGUCAAUUCCAAACAAUGUACAACCGACACUUGUCAGUUCCUACCUGCCUGUCUGCCUUGCCUUUCUUGAACAGCAGGUGAAAGAAAAGAAUCCCGCUUUCCAGUUCUAACAAACGAAACAAACUGCACGCGCGCACACAUUUUGCUCAAGCCAAAUCAACAGAGAACCCACUAAAUUUUUCAUAAAAUUAAACAAAUUUCUUCGAUCGAAGCUGCUGAUUCUGUCAAUUUUCCUCGUUUCGUGAAAGAAAUGGCGAGAAACGAAGGAGGAGGAAGUGGAGAGUCCGCGCCUCGGUUAUCGUCGAGCUCCAGAUUAAGAACAGGGCCAGACCCCUUUUUGGUUGCGUGUAGAUGCUUCAGCUUCGUUACUGCUCUCACUGCCAUUCUCUGCAUUGCCGUUAACGUUCUUUCUGCCGUUCGGUCCUUUAGGGACGGAUCCGAUGUAUUCGAUGGGAUAUUUCGGUGUUACGCGGUGGUGAUUGCGUUUAUUGUGGUGGUUGCCGAGACGGAGUGGGGAUUUAUCACCAAGUUCUGGAAGGUGUUGGAGUAUUGGGCUGGUAGGGGUAUGCUGCAGAUCUUUGUUGCAGUCAUGACAAGAGCUUUCCCUGACUAUUCAGCAAGCCAAAAGGAUCUUAUUCUUCUGCAAAAUAUAGCAAGCUAUAUGCUUCUUGCUUGUGGUGUGGUCUAUGUUGUUUCGGGAAUUCUAUGCAUUGGUUUUCUCAAACGUGCUCGCCAGCAGAAGGAAAUUACAAGGGAGCAGGCAGUCAAGGAUCUGGAGGAAUUGGAGCGGCGGAGGGAGGAACUUGAACAAUUGCUUGUGGCAGAAAGAGUUUGAUGCCAUUGGUGUGAGUAUUAUUUUUCAGAUAGAAGAAGCUAGUGAAGUGAUUUCAACGAGCCCCAACUUUGCGAAUCUAAUAUUUGUAUGCUUUUGUCAAUUUCAUUGAUUGAUUAUGUUAGAUGUUUUUGAGGCUGGAUUUUAAUUUUUUUAGAGUUGUAUAGUUCACGUGAAAGGCAUGCAAUCAAUUCUUUUUUAUAAUUGUGUUUCCAAUUAGUUAGGCCUUUAGUAUCCUUGUGUUUCAUUGUCAAGUGCACUGCAUAUUGAAUUAAGGUUGCUCUUGAUUUCUUAUUUGCGUA
Hevea brasiliensis (rubber tree) is the source of this 1192-nucleotide messenger RNA. RefSeq lists its product as uncharacterized. The record is from RefSeq and is a predicted model, not a curated record. The transcript has 6 exons. Bases 309 to 893 code for a protein of 194 amino acids. Lineage: Eukaryota; Viridiplantae; Streptophyta; Magnoliopsida; Malpighiales; Euphorbiaceae.